Molecule: messenger RNA, 613 nt
Organism: Monopterus albus (swamp eel)
Lineage: Eukaryota; Metazoa; Chordata; Actinopteri; Synbranchiformes; Synbranchidae
Product: beta-2-microglobulin-like
Exons: 4
Coding region: 171-524 (117 amino acids)
Source: RefSeq, a predicted model, not a curated record
UUCGGUGGGCGGAGUUAACAGCCAAAUUGUUGUAAUAAACAUCGCCCGAACAUAUGAGGAAGUACUCCUUUACUUUCGUUUUAGGUUGUGUCCAUAUUUAACGUCGUUCUUAUUCGAACAAAAUAUACAAAAAGUCUUCCAGUAUACAGAGGGUGUCGGAAGGUGAAAUCAUGAAAGCAGUUGUCCGCCUAGUUCUCCUGACUCUACUGAUCCUCGGGUCCUCAAUGGCCCGUGAAUUAGCCCCAAAGGUUCAGGUAUACAGCCGGAAACCAGGGGAUUUCGGGAAACCCAACGUCUUGAUCUGUCAUACCACUGGCUUCCAUCCACCUGUAAUCAGCAUCGAGCUGCUCAAGAACGGACAGGUGAUUCCCGGAGUCAGGCAGACAGACCUGGCCUUCGAGGAGAACUGGCACUACCACCUGACCAGUUUCGUGGAUUUCAUCCCAAAAAAUGGAGAUGAGUACACUUGCAAAGUGACUCACAAUGGAAAGCCCAAAACAUACAUCUGGGAACCAGAUGUGUAAAUCCUGUGCUCAGACUUGCUCAAGGUCUUCUCAGUCUCAAGAUCAUUAAGAAGAUGGGAUGGCAAUAGAACUUAAUUAAGUGAUUGAUG